Molecule: messenger RNA, 1866 nt
Organism: Pochonia chlamydosporia 170
Lineage: Eukaryota; Fungi; Ascomycota; Sordariomycetes; Hypocreales; Clavicipitaceae
Product: alpha-1,3-glucanase/mutanase
Exons: 5
Coding region: 1-1866 (621 amino acids)
Biological process (GO): mating projection tip cell wall disassembly
Molecular function (GO): glucan endo-1,3-alpha-glucosidase activity
Source: RefSeq, a predicted model, not a curated record
AUGUUCUCAAUCUCCAGUGCCCUCCACCAUCUUGGCGUGGGAUGGCUCGCUGCAGCGGCUUUGUCGUCUUUGACGCAAGCUUCUCCAAUGCCCGAGAUCUCUCCUCUGGAAGUUCGCGCUGCAUCUGGGGAUCGCCUCGUCUUUUGCCACUUCAUGAUUGGUAUCGUUGGUGACCGAACCAGCGCCUCUGACUACGAUGACGAUAUGCGACGGGCCAAGGAUGCCGGCAUUGACGCCUUUGCGCUGAACAUUGGUGUUGAUGGGUACACUGACCAGCAGCUUGGAUACGCAUAUGAAUCUGCUGCCAAUAACGGCAUGAAGGUGUUCAUCUCCUUUGACUUUAACUGGUGGAGUCCUGGUGAUGCUGGCGGCGUCGGCCGAAAGAUUGCCCAAUAUGCCAGCAGACCUGCCCAGCUUUUCGUCGAUGGACGUGUCUUUGCCUCUUCUUUUGCCGGUGACGGGCUCGAUGUCGACGGUAUGAGAUCUGCUGCUGGUUCGAAUGUGUACUUUGUUCCCAACUUCCACCCCGGGCAGUCUUCGCCAGACAAGAUUGACGGUGCUCUUAACUGGAUGGGAUGGGACAACAACGGCAACAACAAGGCUCCAUCCAAUGGCCACACCGUCACCGUUGCAGACGGAGACAACUCGUACCAAAGCUGGCUCGGUAACAAGAAAUACAUGGCACCCGUGUCUCCUUGGUUCUUUACGCAUUUCGGUCCCGAAGUCUCCUACAGCAAGAACUGGGUCUUCCCCGGUGGAUCGCUGAUCUUUGACCGCUGGAACCAAGUUCUCCAGAAAGGAUUCCCCAUGCUUGAGAUUGUCACUUGGAAUGACUACGGCGAGUCUCACUAUGUCGGUCCUCUCAAUUCCCCUCACUAUGAUGACGGCAACUCAAAGUGGGUUAAUGACAUGCCUCACGAUGGCUGGUUGGAUCUUUCCAAGCCUUUCAUUGCCGCCUACAAGGCCGGUGCCACGUCCAUCAACAACUACAUCAGGGAGGACAAGAUCAUCUACUGGUACCGCCGGACUCUUCGCACUCUCGACUGUGACUCAACCGACACCACCGCCGGACGACCCGCAAACAAUGGCAGCGGAAACUACUUCAUGGGCAGACCCGAUGGUUGGCAGACCAUGGACGACGUGGUCUACGUCGUAUCCUUCCUGACCCAGCCAGGAACCAUUACUGUCCAGUCCGGUGGUCAGUCUAAAACCGAGAAUGCCCCUGCCGGUGCUCACAUCUUCACUGUCCCGGCUGGCGUCGGUCAGCAGAAGUUUUCUCUUACCCGCGGCGGAAGCAAUGUCUUGUCUGGUACCUCAUUGAUGGACAUUUCCAACGUUUGUCCAUGCGGCAUUUACAACUUUAAUGCCUAUGUCGGUACUCUCCCGGCAGGAUUCAACGAUCCUCUCCUACCACAUGGCCUGGCAUCGUUGACAAUCGGUCUUCACGUCACUACUUGCGAAGCGAAACCUUCUCUGGGAACAAAUCCUCCUGUAACUAAUCCUCCCGGAGGCGGUACAACCACCACGACAACCACUUCGCCUGGCGGACAGCCUCCCACCAGUACCACCACCUCUACCAAGCCUCCUGUCACAAGUCCCCCCACUGGUGGCCAGGUUUGCACCGGCGGAACCAACGCGGACGGAGAAAGCGGCAACUACUCUGGCCUCUGCAGCUUCGCAUGCCACUACGGAUAUUGCCCGCCAGGACCUUGCAAGUGCACCUCGUACGGCAGCCAGAUUGCACCUCCUCCCGAGACUGGCACCAACGGAUGUCCUCUUCCUGGCGAGGGUGACGGAUACAAGGGCCUGUGCAGCUACACUUGCAAUCAUGGCUAUUGCCCUGACACUGCUUGCCGCCGCUGCUAA